Molecule: messenger RNA, 2411 nt
Organism: Pseudophryne corroboree (corroboree frog)
Lineage: Eukaryota; Metazoa; Chordata; Amphibia; Anura; Myobatrachidae
Gene: LCA5L
Product: lebercilin LCA5 like
Exons: 8
Coding region: 210-1979 (589 amino acids)
Biological process (GO): intraciliary transport
Cellular component (GO): axoneme
Source: RefSeq, a predicted model, not a curated record
AUAGCAACAAGAUACAUUUUUUUUACCAAAGGAAACAUCUGUUGGUGCUUGUUGAUGGGAGCAGAGCGCAGGGUAAAAUAUGUCAUCUCUGGACUCAACGUGACCUUCUGGAAUACUUGCAGUUCCUAACUGAGUGUGAAUAGUGGGAACAUAAUAAAGUGACUGUAUGGGAUUUGCCACUGAUCCAUUCUACUGCUAGAUCAUCUAGGAUGAGUGAUGAUGGUUCAGGUGAAAAAGGAGUUUGGAAUCCAGUUCCUUCUACCAACACAAAGCAAAAUCCCCACACCAGUGAUCAAGACAUAAUCCAUGGUCACAACAGUGCCUCUGACUGCGAAAGCCCCAAUGACAAGUCUUAUACCAGUUGUAGCAGCUGCUCGCUCAGGUACAACUUGCCUUCAGGUGGAUCUGAUGGUGGAAAUAUACAGAAGACAUCAGAAUUCCCUAGAAAAGAUCUCAAGGAGCAGGAGCAAACACGUCCAAACACAGAGAUGAAACAGAACAGAGAUUGCAACACUAAAUCAAAAGCUGCAGGAAGCAAAGGAUUUUGGUGGAGCAAGUCAUUUCCAUGGAAAAGUUUAUAUUCCAAAUCUCAACAGCUACAGGGUGCAAAAGCAGAAAAUGCCAUCAUAGAGCGCGUCUCCUCAGCACAACUUCACAAGAUUAAAGCACUGUCCAGUGAGUUACACAGUGUUCAGCGCAUGUUGGAUGAGGCGAGUUCUGAAAACAAGUUACUGACACGCCUGCAGCAUAGGCACACCAAGGCUCUGCAGAGAUAUGAAUCCCCAGAGAGCAGUGUGCACCAACUUGUUACCAGACAUCACAGCGAGGUCAGAGCAUUGAAAGAGAUCCUAAAGUCCUCGCAAGAACGUGAACGGUAUUUAUCAAAGAAACUUAAAGAGGCAGAAAGUGAAUUGCUGAAGACAAAUGAUCAGCUACAGAAGUUGCAGAAACUCUCAGAAGACAAGAACUUAGCCGAGAGGGACGAGCUGAGCAAUAGGUUAUCUGAACUUGUAAUGAAGAUGGAAAUUGAUGAAAAGAAAGUAAAGGCACUGGAGAGACAGCAUCACCUGACAGUUAGCUUCUAUGAUCGCCAAUUAUAUCUAGAAAGAAAGAAGUUGUCUGACGCCCGGGACACCACCCAAAAACUGCAAGAUGAGAUUCUGUCCCUGCAGAAAAAGAUAAAGGAAAAGGACAGAGAAUUGGAUAUAAAAAAUAUAUAUGCCAAUCGAAUGCCAAGAGACCUAUAUAAAUAUGAGAGCCUGUUUGGUAAGAGAGGACUGACUUUGACAAAAAGCACCCAGACAAUGAGUGACAUGUUAGUACUAGAUCAGCAAAAUAUAUGUGUGGUGGAAGAAGGAGCCGAUCUCCAAGCCCAGAGCAAUGAAUUUGAAACUGACAAAGGAAGAGAGGAAGAAAACAAUUCUGAUUCUCAGAGGACAAAUGAAGACACCUCGACACAUGACGUCCAGCAGACAGAAGAAAGUUGCUUAUUGGAAACCGAUUCAGGGAAAACGGAGCAGUAUUUUGAAAAUGAAACAUUAGAAGAGGAACUAGACAAGCUUUUGGGUAAAGGACAACAGGACCCCCUACAGUGUACGAACAGCCGGCACGAUGAGUUGUUUCAUGAAAAUAAAUUUAAAACAGGAGAGGGAAGAGGAGAAUCAGGCGAUACCUUUCAAUCUAUAUCAUUCAUACCAAGGCUCAGAAGGAAUUACAAAUUCACUGAAGCUACUGAAAACCUCCACCAAGGUCUUCCAGCAACUGGACCACUUUCUAGCGUAAGUAGUGUCCGCAGAAAUCUUAUGUUUCACGGUGACUCAAGUCUUGGCCUUGAACCUUCUUUUUCAAAAAACAAGGCCAACAAGUGGAAUGACGUCAAGGAAGACAAGACAGAAAAAAGAGCAGAAAUGUCCCAUCGUGACAAGAAGAACAUGCUGAUGGAAGAACUCUUUGGACCUAGGUACAGCUUCAAAAACUAGUUUCAUGUAUAGUAAUGGUUCCUAAACAAGAAAAUAGCUAAAGUCCAAAUAUAAAGCCAGGUCAUCGUUAUGCAAUUUGCAAAGGUUCUGUAAACAUAUUCAUUAUGAAAGAGUUUAUUAAUAAAAUGUUCUAACAUAUUCAUGCUUUACAAUAGAUAAUUGACAUUUAAACUUAUGACAAACAAAUAAAAUGUUUAAUGAUAAAUUAAUGCACAUUACAAGUAUUGCCUAUUUGUUUACUGUAUUGAUUUUCUUUGACUUACUUUACAGUUUAAAUUGUAAUGAAUAUUUAAUUUGUGGUUAUAUAAGUUUUUGCCUGUAAUUAUUACUACUAGCGUUGGCCCACGUCUUCGCUUACGUAGAUGUCUGUAAUUGCUCAGCGGAACUAAUUUUACAAAGACAGUAGUGCCAUCUAAUAUUGUGAUAUAUAUU